Messenger RNA from Gadus chalcogrammus (walleye pollock), 4434 nucleotides. RefSeq lists its product as uncharacterized. The record is from RefSeq and is a predicted model, not a curated record. The coding region runs from base 2250 to 3239 and encodes 329 amino acids. NCBI's taxonomy places the organism in Eukaryota, Metazoa, Chordata, Actinopteri, Gadiformes, Gadidae. The transcript has 2 exons.
CCUCCGCGGUCGCUGUCUACAGACUGUGCAGGGGCGGACUGGCCAUCGGGAAUACCGGGGACAUCCCCGGUGGGCCGAUGGCCGAAAAUAUAAAUCCAACGGCCCAUCACUAUUAUGUACCGGCCCACGCCCAUCAUCGCAUCAGCCCUACAGUGGUUGAAACAGCGGCACAAGCGUAAUUUUCUCCAAGAGCUAUACCUAGAGCUCCAAGAGCUACUCGCACUGACUGCUUUUAUACUGCUACUCGCAAUCGGUCUUCACACUCAUGGUGACUAUUUUUCGAUUUUUUUUUAAGUGUCUUUUAAUAUGUGUUUUACAGACUUCGGAAGUCCAAAGUAAGAAAAGAUCUCCACCUUAUUAAUAAACACCUCUAAAUUGGUUCUUACACAGCCGAAGUGUAGAGAAUUUGGAUUUGCAUACAUACACGCAACGCGGCACCCAGUUCUACGCAUGCGCACAACCCAUGAGGCCCAGCUCUUCGUUGCCUUCGUUGUUUUGGAGAGUGCGAGAGCAUGCCGUCGGCACCAAAACGAAAAGGUGGAGCUGAAAAGCUAAGAGAUAAAAAGAAAAAAUGUCUGGAGAAAGGUGCCUCAAAACAUUUAAAAAUAUCAAAUUUCUUUGGAAAACCACCGACUGGUGACAGUGAAAAGGUAAGAUGUGGCGUUGACGUUGCCAAAUGUGAGCUUUCUAUUCGCAGAUGAGGUAACGUUCCCUACAGCUAGCCUUGCAUAUAUAGACCGUUAUGAUCUGGUAAAAUAAGCAAGCUGGUGUUGUUGUCAACAUCUAGAUUAUCUAUUUUAACAUGUUAGCCGUAGUCACUGGCUUACAAUUGAUGAGCAAGCUAUCCAUGGUGGUAGUUGUAAAUAGGACAAUCUUAUAAUUUCUAUUAACCUGUGACAAAUAAGUUAACCAGCUAGUUUGUUAUGCUAAAAUCUAAAAUUAUAAAUAAUGUUUAUAUGUUAUCUAGAUUGUUAAUAUGUUAUGUAGAGGCGUUGACUUGGCCAAGUAUAGCAUGCAUUUCACAACAUAUUAAACAAAAUGUUAAUAUGUUAUCUAGAUUGAUGAUUCAGCUGCUGGAAGCAGCAGCCAGGGGCAUGAGAGCCAAGAUAAGAGCCAGGGUACAACGUACACCGUAAGUAACACUUUAAUAUACCAAGUACAAAAAUAGUGUAUUUCAAUUGAGCAGAUGUAUUAAGAUAAAGUCCGAUUAACGAGUUAUUAACGACGCUGCAAACCCAUUUUAACGACGUCAAUGUUUUUCUCGCGAGAUUAACGUUCCUUUUGGUCAACAGGCUUGUCUACUUUCUAUUGGUAACCUAACUGUUAAGGUUCAUUGUUUCUUAAAUAAGAGGCCUGGCGAUGUUCACAGCAAACUUGAAAAAAUGAAUUAUUAAGCCAUGGUUUGACUGCACUAUAGGCUGAGUCUUUGUGAAAUGUGCACUUUAUAAUUAUAUUUUGUAGCGCCCUGUUUGGCAAUGUUGUUUUUCAAUAAAAUAAAACAUUUGCAUAAAGCAAGCCAAUCCACUUUUCCAUGUUGAUAAGAGCAUUACAAUAAUAGGGACAUUCAAAAAUUGCGAUUAAUUGUGUUUAAAUAUUUUAAUAGUUUGACUCAUUUCAAGUAUAUUUAUCUAAUACACAUUGAGUGUACUAACCAAUAGUGGAAAGUUAAUUAUAAAAAAGUAUUCUUAGUACACUUAAAUGUAAUGUUCUUAAGUGUAGUUUGCUGAUAGUGUUGUGUCAAUGGUUUAACAUACUAACAUGAUAAACCCUAUUUACCACUCACGUAGGCUGAAGAUGACAGUGAUAGGGAUAUCAGCCAGGAUGACAGAGAAAGUCAAGGCCAAGAGGAUAGGGAUAGCAGCCAGGAUGACAGAGAAAGUCAAGGCCAAGAGGAUAGGGAUAGCAGCCAGGAUGACAGAGAAAGUCAAGGCCAAGAGGACAGGGAUAGCAGCCAUGAUGAUAGAGAAAGUUGAGGCCAAGAUGACAGGGAUGAUCAAGGGCAAGAAGACACAGAAAGUGAAGGCAAAGAUUUUGAUUAUUUCACCAGGCCGAAGUCAGACACAUUUGACCACUUCUUCCGUUUUCACCCACAGCAGAAGGCAGACAAGGCUGUAGUGCAGAGAGCUUUUUUUUGUAAAGACGGCACAAACAGAAAAUGGCUUUCAUACAGUCAAGAAAAAGAAGCCCUCUUCUGUUCCCUUUGUCUCGCCUUUGCUAAUCACACAGAAAGCAGCACGUUCAUCACUGGCAUGUCCAACCUCACACACAUACACCAGAGAGUUGAAGAGCAUGAGAAGAGCCAACUACACAGAGGUUGCGCUGAGGCAUAUUUUCUCCGAUCUUCAAGAAGCACGAUCCAGGACCUUCUCAUGGGACCUCAGAUGUCACUUCACAGAGAGCAAGUCCGCAGAAGGCGACAAGUGUUGGAGCGCAUUAUAGAUGUAAUAAAGCUCAUCGGCAAAAGAGGUUUGAGCUACAGAGGCAGGCAGAAAGAGGCAGCAUACACACUGGAUGACGACACUAUUGACCAUGGUAACUUUUUGGAAAUAACAGUUUUACUGGGAAAAUAUGAUGUUUGUCUCAAGGAACACCUCACUCUCUGCAUCGAAAAGAGCAAGAAGAUUCACCAGUCUGGUUCAACAAAAGGUAGAGGUGCCCUUGUCACUCUCCUAUCCAAAACGACCAUCGACUACAUCAUCACCACCAUUCAACGCCUCAUGAAAAGUGCCAUCGCUGCUGAAGUCCGGAAAUCUGGAAUGUACUCGGUCCAGAUCGACACCACACAGGACAUCACAGCCCAUGAUCAGUGCUCUGUUGUCAUACGGUAUGUGACAGACACUGUUCAUGAGCGACUAGUUGCUGUGACCAGAUGUGAGGCUUCCACUGGGCAGUACUUUGCCCAACUUGUGAAUGGCGUGCUGGUGGCCAUGGAUCUGGAUGUGAAGCAGUGUAUUGGGAAUUCCACCGAUGGGGCCUCCAAUAUGCAAGGCCAAUAUAAAGGCUUCUCUGCAUUGCUCUCUGAAAAGUGCCCAACACAAAUCCAUGUGUGGUGCUAUUCACACAUAUUAAAUCUUGUGCUGACAGACACAACACAGUGUGUGCUGGCAAGUGGCUCUCUUUUUUCACUUAUGAACCACAUCGCUGUCUUCUUCAGAGAGUCCUACCAGAGGAUGAACAUCUGGGAAAAGGAGAGCAAAGACCCAAGACGCAGACGUCUCACCUCUAUAGGAGAAACGUGAUGGUGGUCCAAAGAUGCUGCUCUGACGAAGGUGUUUGGCUCUUUUGGAAAGCCAGACGGGGCCCUGUAUUUUGAUGUCCUUCACACCCUCUCAGCCAUUCAAGAUGGAGAGACCAUCAAUGCCACGGCGAGAGUAAAUGCCCAGGGAUACAUCGGCCAGCUUCUAAAGUAUGAAACUAUACUAACAGCUCAGAUCUUCCUGCGAAUUUUCCAGGUCACUUCACCAGUUUCAAAAUAUCUUCAAACCAGUGGAAUGGACAUCCUGACAGCUCAUCGGAUGGUUGCGACUGCAGAAGCAGAGCUGAAAGAAAUGACCAGAGAUUUUCAGAGCAUCAAGACAGCAGCCGACAAAUUCAUCCAGUGGGCCAACUAUAAAAUUGGGGAGGAGAGUGAGGAGACUGAGCUGGAGGUGGAGACCACUCUGCCACAGAAACGGGGAAGAAGGAAAAAAUCGAUGCCUGGAGAGAGGUCCCGAGAUGAGGCUGUGACAGAUGCCGAAGCAUCAUACAAGAUUGAGGUUCACAAUCGAAUAAUGGACACAGUCGCAGGAAGCAUGCACCAACGUUUCCUCAAGAAUGGCACUUUGUAUGCUGAUCUGGCACUUCUGGACCCAAAAAACUUCAGCCAGGUUAUAUCCUACGGCGAAAGUUUCCCAGAGGCAGCACUUCAAGAGCUAAGCAAAUGUUUGCUGCCAUUUGAUGACAGAGCAAAAGAGGCAGAGUUACAAAGCGAACUCAAAAGUCUGGCACGACAAUGGGAUAGGCUGAAGUCAUCAGUAUUUGAUGAAUACACAACAAAGACAACAGAACCCGGGCCAGAGGAUGCUGAAGAUGAGGCAGAGAUAGUGUACAAAAAGUGCUCAUCUUGCAAGGACUGUCCAAUCUGUUGCUACCGAGUUCUGAAGCAGUACAACCUCCUGACAGAUGCAUACCACAUCAUAGGCCUUGCAUACAGGUUCCUGCUUACCCUCUCUGUCACACAGGUAGCAUGUGAGCGAAGCUUUUCAACCCUGAAAUACAUAAAAAACAGGCUCAGGAGCUCACUCUCUCAACAGCACCUGGAGGCUUUUAUGUUGAUGGCUACUCAAACAGAUGUUUUGCAGAUGCUGGACAGUGAGAAAAUCAUUGACGGUGUUGCAGAAAAGAGUGAGCUGCUGCAAAAACUACUCAUAAGGCCACUGACUGUUCGAUACGCGC